AUGCACUCACGUGUUGCUGCAGUGAAGGUACCCCGCACACACAACCGUCGCCGCGUGACCGGAUCCAGCGGAAGGAGGAGGGAAGGAAGGGAGAGUGAGCCGCAGAGGCCCAACAUGCCCCGGUGUGUGUUUACUUCCACGGUGCUGCUCCUCCUCGUCGUGAUGAUGUGCUGCGGCACUGGUGGAGUUGCAGCCACUGAUAAUGGGGCUUCAACGCCAGUUGAGGGAACUUCACCGGAGAAAUAUUUUGAUUGGAGAGAUAAGAAAAGUGACGAAACAGUGAGUUUGCUCCGUGUUCCCAGUCUUGUUGAGAUGAAUGGUGGAGUGUUUGCCGUUGCCGAGGCGGAGUUCACGGAAGCCAGUAACAGCGGUUUUACUGGGAUUGCCUCGGAGCUCUUGAAGUUAACUGAUCAGGAAUCAAAAGAAUUGGGUACAGCCCAGGUGAAGACACAAGUACUGGUGGAAUGUCCUGCCGAAAAUAAGAAUUGUGCCUCCCAUUCAGAAGUUUUGGCUGUUUCUCAGAGUAAGAAGAAAGUACAUGUGAGCCGGCCAACAACAGUUGUGAAUGGAAGUGAUAUUCACAUGCUUGCUGGAACCUACAGUUUUGAGGUUACUGAAGGCGUUGAUCAGACAGCUGCAGCAGCUAAAUGGGGACUUUUGGUGGCGAGCGGCAACGUCAGUACUGAGGGCAGCGAUAAAAGAAUUUAUUGGAACGACGCUUACGUUAUCCCGUGGACUUAUUUUGAAAAACGACACGAAUCCUUGACACCGCUGAUUGGCGGCGGCGGAUCGGGUAUUAAGAUGAAGGACGGUACGCUUGUGUUGCCCGUGGAAGGCACGAAGGAUGGAAAGGCCGUUUCGCUGAUCAUAUACACAGCCACUGAUGGUGGAAAUCUGUCGAACGGGAUGUCUGCCGAUGGCUGCAGUGAUCCCUCCGUCGUGGAGUGGAAGGACAAACUCAUCAUGAUGACUGCGUGUGAUGAUGGCCGCCGCAGGGUGUACGAGUCCGGUGACAAGGGGGAUUCGUGGACGGAGGCACUUGGGACACUCUCGCGCGUGUGGGGCAACAACCAAAAGCGACAUGAGAGGGGCGUUAGUAGCGGGUUCACCACAGCGAUGAUUGAGGGCAGGGACGUGGUGCUUGUUACUCUUCCAGUCCACUCCAAAAAAGAGAAAAAUGGAAACAACAAUGAAAAGGGCGUACACCAUCUUUGGCUGACGGACAAUACGCACAUUGUUGAUAUUGGGCCGGUAUCUGGAGAAGGGGACGAUGCUGCCGCCAGCUCCCUGUUGUACAAAAGUGCUGAAGGUGAAGAUAAGAAGGAGGGGUUGAUUGCACUGUACGAGAAGAGGAAGGACGAAGCAUCACUCGAUAUGGUGUCUGUGCUUCUGACUGAGCAGCUGAAGCGGGUGAAGAAAGUACUGACGACGUGGAGGGAAGUGGACGACCGUGUCUCCAAGCUGUGCCUCACUUCACGUGCCACGGUGAGUAAAUCAACUGACACUGCCUGCACUACUGAUAAGAUCACGGAUGGGCUGGUUGGCUUUUUGUCUGGCAAAUUCUCUGAUAACACAUGGAGGGACGAGUACCUCGGGGUGGACGCCACAGUAAAGAAAGGAACGAAUGAAGUGGCAACAGGGUAUGCGGAUGGCGUAACAUUUAAAGGACGUGGUGCGUGGGCGGAGUGGCCCGUUGGCGCGCAGGGGGAGAAUCAGCUGUACCACUUUGCGAACUACAAAUUCACUCUUGUGGCGACGGUGUCCAUCCACAAUCUGCCGAGGGGAGAUACCUCCAUUCCAUUGAUGGGUGUGCGUCUGGACGGUGGAAAAAAGCUUAUGGAGUUGUCGUACGACAGCCAAAAUAAGUGGCGGGUGUUGUGCAGUGACGGAACAACCAAGAAGCUUAAAAGCACUUGGGCGACAGAGACACAGUACCAGGUGGCCAUUGUGCUACAGAACGGCACCCAGGGCUCCGUGUACGUCGAUGGUCAGCGUGUGUGUGGGAGCGCGCAACGUGGAUUGGAAGCAACAGAACCGCAAGAGAUCUCCCACUUCUACAUUGGAGGGGAUGGAGGCAGCGCAGGGGGCCAAGGAUACGUCUCUGUGACUGUGAGGAACGUCCUGCUGUACAACCGCCCGUUGACUUCUUCUGGCCCCGAUGCCGAAGUGGAAAAAGAUGUUGGGUCACCAGCGGGAGCUGUUUCUCGCACCAAAACAGGGGAUGAAAUGAAAACGGAGGGGAAGCCUGCCACCACACAGCAAGUGCCGACGGCUCCGGACUCCCAUGCCGUUGGGGAAGCAGCGGGCAAUGCCGGCAGUAUGCGUGGGAGCGGACUGCUGUCAUCGCUUCUUCUGCUGUUGGGACUGUGGGGGUUUGCGGCUCUGUGA
Messenger RNA from Trypanosoma cruzi, 2388 nucleotides. RefSeq names its product trans-sialidase, putative. Gene Ontology annotation, molecular function: exo-alpha-sialidase activity. Gene Ontology annotation, cellular component: cytoplasm; intracellular membrane-bounded organelle; membrane. Bases 1 to 2388 code for a protein of 795 amino acids. The transcript has a single exon. NCBI's taxonomy places the organism in Eukaryota, Euglenozoa, Kinetoplastea, Trypanosomatida, Trypanosomatidae. The record is from RefSeq and is a predicted model, not a curated record. Gene Ontology annotation, biological process: oligosaccharide catabolic process; ganglioside catabolic process.